This is a messenger RNA of Mercenaria mercenaria, 9947 nucleotides long. RefSeq lists its product as uncharacterized. The record is from RefSeq and is a predicted model, not a curated record. Lineage: Eukaryota; Metazoa; Mollusca; Bivalvia; Venerida; Veneridae. The coding region runs from base 1 to 1491 and encodes 496 amino acids. The transcript has 2 exons.
AUGUAUAAAUUAAUCGUUCCAGAGAAACAUACGAAACUUUGGGAUCUUAGUGUGCAACUACAUGAUAAGUUGGAUAUUGAGAUCUUACUGGAAGAUGGUUAUUUACCCAACAAGGAGCAAUUAAAGACAGCGUGUAUGGUCUUUCCAAGGUCAUCAGAAAUUAUCGACAUUAUAACAUGCAAAAUAUGUAAGAAGAUAUAUUUGACAAAUCCAAGUAAAAUCUUAAGAGUUUGGGCAGGUUACAGAUCCGGUGAAGAGAGCGAUAUUGUUUUUGUUGUUGUAACAAAAGAGGAAAAUGCCGAUAUAGAUUUUGCUUUUGAUUAUGAUCUAGUAAUACGUGGAAAAGAAGAGUUCAGUCUUGAGAACAGGAGUGUAAUAUAUCAGGAAAAUGUGCAAGAUCUUUUCCCAACCAAAGAAGUAAUGUUAGAUGUACAAAGAUGUAUAAAUAAAUAUGUGGAAAGCCUUACCAAAGACCAUUCAAACUUGAGAAUUAUAGCUGGCAGUUCAUUUAAAUCGAAACGUUACAUGAAACCUGAGCCUGAGCCUGAUUUGAUCAAAAGGACAUGCAUAGUUUUUUAUGUGCAUAUCAAAGGCGUUAUCCCAAUCAAAGAAAAAGAGUUUCCAAAGACUCUGACGAGUGAAAACUCGAUCAUCUACGAAACGGAUGUAAGGGAAGGAUAUGUUGACCUGAAAGCAGGGGGUUGGCCUGACGAAAUACAUACAGAUGUAAAGAUGGGUUGCAAAAUUGGUGGUAUGGAAAACGAAGAUGAAUUUGGAACAUUAGGAGGCUUUCUUGAACUACCAAGAUACGGACUGUGUUGUCUUACCUGUGCUCAUGUACUUGUUACGGAAGCUAAAGGGGAAUACGAAGACGAUGAAUUCAUUUGUUAUCAACCUAAUGUAGGAAACAGGAAGACAUUUGGACAGAAAAGGCGUUUUGGCUGUCUAAGAAAAGCACAUACUUACGCAGGCGAUACUGGGAGUGAUCCGCCGAAGGCUGGUCUUGAUUACGCAUUGGUUAAAUUAGAUGAAGACAGAAAGCCUUGCAGUGGAUUAUUUCCGGAUAUAGACAUUACUGAAUGGAAAACUGCAGGAUUUGAUUUUCCGAUGACCUAUACAUCAGGAGAAGUUUUUAACUUUGAUGAAACGUACAGACGAAGAAGAAAUCCCAUCAUCAAAUACGGAGCAAGAACUGGUGUAACUUGUGGUUCUCUAGCAUGGUACGGGCAAUGUAUUGUGCAAGAGGGGCGCCCAACAUUGCUUAAUCAGAUACAAAUAAACCACACAAGAACAGACGAGAAGAAACAAGAAUUUUCAGGAAAAGGUGAUUCCGGCUCCCUUGUAUUCAUGGUCGACAACCAAAACACCCCAACAGCUAUUGGGCUGUUAGUAUGCGGUAAUGCGAAAUUGGGUUGUUCGUAUGCUACUCCAAUCUGUGAAAUAUUGGAUGACAUUAAUAUUGAAAAAAUGAAGAGUUUCAAUCAGUUAUAGGCUAUGUGGUGUCUUAUGAUUGUUUUAACUAGUUUACAGUUGUUUCGCAUUAAUCACGUACCAAUGCAUUUAUUUCAAAAGUCUUUACCACAAUCUUGAUCAAUUUAAAUGAGAAUAUUUACUCACUGUUUGCUCCAAAAGAAAAGAAAGUCUUUAAAAAUGUACAAAGUCCUAAAAAGACAAAAACACUCCGCCAUUCCCUCUCCCCCUCCAAAUAAAACCCCCAAAAAUCUACCGUUAACUUCAAAAAUUAAAAAAUUUAAAAAAUACAGUUAUUCAUCAGGAAAUUUCUAUGCAACCUUAAUGAAUUUCUCUUGAUGAUGUUUGUAUUUAAUAUGAAAUGUAUUAAUUUUUUAUAGAUUGUGUAGACAAUAGGCAUGUAUUCUCCGCUUGUUUAUAAACGUUGUAUGAAUAUAGCGGAGACUAUAAGACUGAAAACAGGCUCGAAUUGUGCACUUUUUAGAAGAGUUUAGAUCUUUAUCUGAUACAUUACUAUUAUUUAUAACAAAACAUUUAAGAUGUAGAACCCACCUCUACCUACCCUUUGAUGGUACAUUAUAAGGGUCAGAGUUAUGUCCCUUGAAAUCAUUUUCAAAAGGCAUUGGUAUACAAAACCCACCAUAUACAUAUCUAUGUAAUGUAAACGUCCCAUCAUUUUAUGCGAAAUGUAUGUCGGAGGAAGUUAAUAAUCAGUCUAGGUGCUCAGAAAUGAAAAACAAAAUGUGCAUAUAUGAGAGUUACGCCCCUUGAAUUUGUCAAGUUAUAGAAAAAUUGGCAAGACUUAUAAUAUUUUUGAAUAGUUUUGUUCAGCUAUAUUUCCGAAAACGAUGUUAUAAGUAGUAUAGGACAUGCGCAUGGGUUGGGAAACCCUAUUUUCAUGCUCCUCCCCUCUUUCCCCUUCGAAGAAGGACGGGUAUGAGGUGUACGAUUUUGCAUAUGUCGGUCGGUCGGGCGGUUGGUAUGUUGACCAAUCGGUUUCUUGAUGAUAACUCAAGAACGCUUGGGCAUAUGAUCGUGAAAGUUAAAAGGGAGGUUGGUCAUAAUCAGCAAAUGACCUCUAUUGAUUUUGAGAUCAGUAGGUCAAAGGUCAAGGUCACAGUGAUCCGAAACACUUAAACGGUUUUCUAAUAAUAACUUGAGAACGCUUAAACCAAGGGUCACAAAACUGGAUAUGGAGAUUGAUCAUGACCAGCAGAUUACUUUCAUUGAUUUUGAGUUAAGCAGGUCAAAGGUCAAGGUCACAGUGACCCGGAACAGUUUCUGAACGAUAACUAAAAAACGCUUGAACCUUAUAUCACGAAACUUGAUAGGGAGGUUUACUAUGACCAGCAGGUAAGUUCUAUUGAUUUUGAGGUCAGUAGGUCAAAGGUCAAUUUCACAUUGACCAAGAACUAGUCUACGGUUUCCAGAUGAUAACUAAAGAAUGCUUUAGCCUAGGACCUUGAAAGUUAAUAAAGAGGAUGUUCAUGAACAGCAAAUGACCCAUAUCGAUUUUGAGAUUAGUAGGUCAAAGGUCAAGGUCACAGUGACCCGGAAUAGUUGAACCGUUUCUGGAUGAUAACUUGUGAACGCUUCGGCUUAGGAUAAAAAAAAGUUGAUAGGAGGUUGAUCAUCAUCAGCACAUGAGCCCUAUAAAUUUUGAGGUCAGUAGGUCAAAGGUCAAGAUCACAUUGACCCAGAAAAGUAAAACAUAUUUUGCCAAAUAACUAGAGAAUGCUUUUGUCUAAGAUCACUUAUGAUUGGUAAAUGACCCAUGAUUAUUGAUUUGAGAUGAAUACUUCUAACGUCUAGUGCACAGUGACCAAAUAGUUUCUGUUCUUUUUGCAGUUACUGAAUGCAGCAGGGGAUGGGGGGAUCUCGUGUUCUACGAGCUCUUGAUCAAUAUUUCAGUCUGUCUGUCUGUCCGUCUCUAUACUUGUCAAUGUCCUAACACAUUUAUCAAAUUCUUGCCUUCCGCACCGUUAUUUCAGAUUUGUUUAAAUUGUAGAGAUGGUACCUAAAAAAAUUCAAAUUCAUCUUUAUAUAUUUUUGAGAGUGAAAUGAUAGCUAAGUGCACCAAUUUUCUAAAUAUAUUUAUAGUUUUCCUCUUCUCCAUGUAGAAAUAGAAUUAUUUGAUAUUUAAAAAAUGACUUUUUCAAAAUAUCUGAAGCAAAAUGGACAACUCUUGUAUUGACCGUUUUUCAAUGAUUUUAGGAUUUCCCCAAUUAUAGUCUAUAUCAAAAGUUUCCACAGCUAAAUAAAUUCAAUAGAGUAUAGUCUACUUUCAACACUUUGAAAGAGCCUAUACUGAACUUCCUUUUGUCUUUUAAUAAAGUCAAAAUCCAAGACUAGCCAAGAGUCUAAAACGCUUGAAAAAAUUCUGAGUGAAAGAGAAUGACCUGCUCUUUAUCAUAAGCUUGCCAAAACCAUAUACCAAAAAUUUACCUGAAAGAAGUUAUUAGAGAUUUUAUAAUGUAAACAAACCCCUACACCAUUUUACCAUCAAUAUUUCCCAUUCAUAAAUGCACUCAAUUCAGGUGAUAGUUGCUGAUAUAAUUGUAAAUGAGAGGCCCCAACAAAAACCUUUUUUUUUUCAUUUUUCAAGUUGUGUAAACAAUUUAGGUUAUAAAUUAAUGUUGAUAUCUGAAGUUACUCGCUUACUUUGUUAAAACAAAAACAAUAAAUAAAACACCUUAUAGCUUGUUUAAAGUAUUUGACCUGUAUCGAAAAUCAUCAAAUAAAGUAAACCCCAUAUGCUUUUUCAGCAUGUAUUCGUUUUUCAAUUAAAGCAAUGAUCGUGAUAAUUCCAUCCAGAGAAUGUUGAAUUGCUUAAAAUACAUUACAUAGAAUCAUUACCUAUGAUCCACCUUCAAAUGUUGUAAUUACAACCACUACCUUAAAACAUUGUAAUUACAUUCGAUGACAAUGAUUUUUGUGUUACAUUAUUUUAAGUAAAGUACUCCUGAACAGUAAGAGAAACUCUUCCAAAUGACUAAAGCAUAAGAAACACUUUCAAAAUGAUUCAUUUAAGUGAUAAAUAUACGCAAUCUAGCUACAUUUUUACACAAAAGUGAUACCAGUUUAACAUUUGUUUUUGUUUUUUCUCAUUGUUGGAUAUAUAAAUUUUACAUUUUAAUGUAUAUUUUGUGUAAACCAAUGUAUCACCAUUAAGAAGAAUAAAUAACUUUGACUAAAAGAUCAGAACUUAAUAACGUUUCCUAAUUUCGUAAAUUUUCUUUAAAGGAAUUUAUGCAUUAUUUUACAUUAUCUUCAUACAUUACUAAACUUUCUAUUAGGGCCUCGCUACAGCUUGUAAAAUAACUGUCAGUGUAAGCCAUGAGAAAAGUGUGCAUAGUGUAUAUUGAAUACAAUGAGAUUUAAACAAAUGUAGAUCAUAUUUUGUCUGCCUGAUCAGUUGUUGGAAAAGGGACCUAUCUGAUUUUUCUUUCACUUUUGUCCAAUGUUUUAUGUUAGCUUCAGUUUAUUGGUCAAUUCAGAGUAGUUCCCCUUAGAUUUAGUUGGGUAGGUACCAUCUCUAUAAAUUGGUGUAAGUAUCAUUUCAUUUGACAGUACAGACAUAUCCAAAUUCAAGUUAAUCAGGAGUCAGAGGCAAACAUAAUCUUGUAGUAUCCGCAAACGCAAAGUCUACAAUGUCUUGUUAUAAAAGAAGAUAUCAAAACCUUACUCUUUCGAUCUAUAUGCGUACAAUUUAAUCGCGUUGUUACGAUUGAAAUAUGAUUUUACGGUUGCUAAGAGCUGUCGUAAUCCCAUUUUGUUGAUUCCACGUCAAAGGUCAUGUCACCAAUUUUGAAAAAAUGACACAUUAGAUACUUUUAUAUCAAAUAAUUUCUGUAUCAACUAUUUUGAUAUUCUAUAAACUUUGUGGAUGUACACAAUGUUAGUGUUUCUUUAGGUCUACAGAAUAAAGAUCAGUGUCAUCUGAGAAGAACUGCAUUUUGACAUUCUUAUUCCUUUUCACUAGUAUUUAACCAAUUAUUAUUUUAUAUAAAGAAUGCUGUAUCCUUUGUUCAGUUCUCAUGGUAUUACUUUACUUUGAUUUCAUAUUGUUUUAACGCCAAUUGUAUAUGCCUCAUUUAAAAAUAAGACAUAUUCUGUCUGUCCGCUUCAAAGCAUGACUCCACAUUUUGCCUCCAUACAUUCAUAUAUUGAGCUUAAUUUGAAAACAAGUGUCAAUGAUAAUCUACAAAACGAGUUGCCGCUAAAAUGUCAACUGAUGUAUACUUUUUUAUUUACAACUUGUCUUUUUGCAUUCAGCCUAUUAAAAAAAAUUCAUUUCGUCGAUGAUAACAUCUGAAACUCGUCUUCAGAUAUUUUGCGUUAUGUUUUAAUUCUUAUAUACGUAAUAAUUCAGCAUGUCGUCAGGUGUAAAGGCUGUCGUUAUUUCAUCUAUUGUGGCUACUUUAGGAUGUUUCGUGAUGUUGCGUUGGCUUGCACGCGGUUUAUGCAACACGUUCCUUUGUGUCGUUCUGGCACACACGCGAACACACCAUAACAAAAUUUUGACAGUUGUGUGUGUUGUUUCGGUAUGCGCGCCAACGCGACAAAACGAAACUAAUAAAGAUACACAGAACACACCAGAAGGAUACAUUUAAUUUCGUAUUUAUCAGAGAGCUCAAGUAACGGAUAAACUUUCAUACAUUUGAUGCAUUCUAAAACUUUCACUGGAAGAUAAUAAGACACAGUUGUUGGCGAGAAAGUGUUAUUUUUGCAGUGAAGAGAAAACGUCUUCCAUUUGCUCAAAGUUACUUAUCAAUUUUAAAUCCCUAAAGAGAGGAUUUCAGCUAGAUGGAAAAAUAUCUUUUUUUUAAAGAAAACGUCUAGAAAAAUAAUUGGUAAAGCAUGCCAGUAAUAUUUUUAAGCAAACACGACGAUUUGCCAAUAACGUAACGGUGUAAUCGGCACUCCAGAGACAUAUCUAUCGAAUUACUACCUUCAUACCUGUAAAAAAUGUCAAAGGUUUAAAAAUCCUUAUAAUUUUGGUUACAAUAAGUUGAUUGUCGGCAGUUUUGCAAAUGUAAAUUGCUCGCACAAGAUUGUCAUUUUUAUUACAUUUCUAUCCGAAAUCAUUAAAAACAAAACAAAUCUUGGGCCUUCUCGUAAUGUAAACAGAAAAGCACUUCAUUUGUAUUACCUUUUGGCCAUUUGUAUGUAACAAAAUAAAAGCCAAAUAAGACUUUUGAUGAGAUCCGUUUCUGAGAAAGUGCUAUCUUCGUUAAAAGUUUUCAAAGCAUUAAUCAUACAUUUAUCACUUUUGAUUGAUUAUGCAUGCGUAUGUAUAUAUCUGAUAUUGUUUUAACACUUAUUUUAGCUAACCAGAACCAAAAGUUCAGGGUGAAUGAUUAGAAAGUAUAGGCUUACUUGAAACAAUUAUCAUUUAGAAUUGAGCAAAACUUGGUAUUUGGUUUUCUGGCAUAGACUUUUUUCACGUUCAAGUUGACUACAUUUUUGGUUUGGUUGAUCAAAAAAAAAAUAUAUAUAAGAAAAUAAGAAAAGGUUAAUUGUCUUCUCAGAAUUACAUCACGUUUGUGUAGUAUUAUUGACUAGUCAUCCCAAAUUAGUUCAGAUAUGUCCUCUUAAAUGAAUUUUAUGAUAAAAACCUAAAUAAAAAGAGAAAAAUCAUUCAGUUCAGUAACUAGACCUGAAAAACGCAGAGGUAGAAAUUUUCGGGAAAGCGUUGUUAGGUUCAUGUGCUUCAGUACAAACUUAGAAUUUAUAAGUCAACACUAAUUUUGAACAUAUCUUAUUCUAUAUUAAGCAUAGAGCAUCGUGUCAUCUGUUUAAAAGGAAAGUUAAAGUCAUAUAAUUAUAAGCAAAUCAUGUUGACAAGUUCUUUCUGCUAAAAUAAAUAAGUACAGAUCUAAUAGUGAUGUGGCACAAAAUUCCUCUUGAAUAUUUUUGAGAUUAUACAAGACAAAUUGGUGCAUUUAAAGUCAGACAAAACUGAGUAAAUUAGACUGAAAAGUAUAUCCGACUAGCUUCAACCCUGAAAUAUAAAGAAAUUCUUCAAGACAAAAUGGUGCAUUUCAAGCUAUUCAAAGAAAAAUCUGAGCUAAUAAGGUCGAAUGUACACAUGCCAGCAUAAUUGGAGCAGAGGUUAUGGUUUUCAAGUAAAUUUUACAUUCUACAAGACAAAACUGUACAUAUUAAAGUCAUAAAGUCAUUGCAGACAAGAAAUUAAUAGCAAAUCAGAUUAACAAGUUAAGCAAACAAGCCAAGAUAAAUAUGCAACAAAUCAGGUCCGGUCAUUGUAUCAAAUCUUCCUGCUUUUGGGGGAUGAAAACAGAAAUUGUGAUUUUUAUGGAGUUAUAAACAGCAUCAAAAGUGCAAUUUGUUAGGAAAAAAGCAGCUGUGCCUCGACCUCGUUACAACUGACAUUUAAAUGUCUUCCCGCGAACCAUUUUAUUGAUACGUAACACAUUUGUCAAAUUUGGUCAAACAUUUUCAUUUGCCUGCACUUAAAACAGUUAAAAUAAGGAAGCAUUUUAAAGCGACUUCUUGUUUCCUUUAUAGACCUUCGUUUAGUUUGUACAAUUUUUUUUGCUUGACUGCAAUAAGGCAGUCGCCGAAAUGUUCAAACAACUCAUUGACUGCUUGUUGGUUUUACACUUACUUUGGUCAGAAUUAUCUUUUCAUUGACAAUUAUUUCAAGCGAGUUUUAAAUAGUUCUUCUUCUCAAUGAAUACAACUAGGAGCCACCAAACCUAAAAGAAGAAAACAGUUUCUUCUUGUAAUUCCUAAAUUGAUAUCCAUCUUAAUUUUAAUCCUUGUAUGGACAAUUUUUAAGUUCGUUCAAAUGAGUCCAGAAAAAAAAGAAAAUUAUUUAAUCUAACAUAUUUGAUGAUCAGCUUGUCUUUUCCUUUAUUUGGAAAAAUACAUUAUAUUAGAAUAAACAAACAUAACACAAAAUAUACCUGUAAUUCUAAGUGUCCCUCAUUCGCAUGGUUUGCUCAUUGUCUGUUCUUUUUCUGACUGUCGGUCGGUCAGUUGGUCGAUAGACCAUUUUGAUUCAGACCAACAAGUAGAGGUUUGGUUUCACAAUAGUUAUAUUUCCUAAGAUACUUCUCUGUGGUCAGAUAAUCGCCUCUAUUAUUUUGGGGUCAGUAGGUCAAAAGUCAAGGUCAAACUGACCUGGAGACUGCACAGGGUUUCUGCUCAAUAAGUAAAGAAUGUUUUAACUUACAGUCGUCAGAAAUCAUGGAAUGAUUGGAGUGAGAAGGUCAAAGGUCAAUGUCACAUUGACCUCGCGUCGAGAAUUUCCACUUAACGCUUCUUCCAUAUGCGUUUUAUCUUCAUAGAAUUAUUGCUUGUAGCCAACUAAUGGCCCAUAAAGCUUUGAGGCCAGUAGGCUGAAGAUCAACGUCACAGUGACAUUGAAACUAUAUAUUUGUAUAUUUGUAUAUAAUAAAAUAGGUUAAGAGAUGAAUUAUUAUCAGAAUGUUUUUUCAAAUUUUUAGUACGCUGGUGUGUUUCCUUUAUGCUAUUGAUACAUUGAUACAGAAGAUGGGUGUGCCUUGAGACAUCCAUUAAAAUAAUAUUUUCAAGGUAACACAGCUUCAAUGUCUAAUUUUCUUGUAUAUAUGAAUCAUGUAUAUGACAUUUAAGGAUAAAUGUUUACUUACUGAACACAUUUCAGAUUUUAUCAUAUAAUCUGUCAUGAUUUAUAUUUAAGAUCAAAAAGGUCGAUGAGCGACUUAUGAUCUUGUUCUAUUCUAGAUGCGAUGUUGCUACUGUUUGCCUUCAGUAUGUAAAACGAAAUGAAAAUUUCGUACUAGUACUUAAAUUUAAAUAUUAUCUUAGGCUUUCUGAGAGUGUACUGAGGAAAGUUACGUUUCAUAAUCUUCCAAAUAAGGUUUAAGUAAAUAUCGUUUAAUUUCAGUCUCAUGUAUACGUUUCAGCAUAUCUAAGAAUGAAUAUAUUUGCUUUCUGUAUGCUUCAAAAGAUAUAAAAUACAAUCAAGAUUUUUCAGAAUUUCAUUUGCUUCAGUAUUUUGAUAUUUUUCGAAAUUCAGAUAGUAGUUUUAGUUAUAAGUAAUUGCAAAUACAAAAUUACAACAAAAUAAUUAAAUACGAGUAAUGCAGUAUGUUUUGAAUUGAUUUUAGUACGGUACUUUAUUUGUCACUUUGUACGAACUUGAUAAGAAUACCAACAAAUUAACUUGUUCAAUAUAAACUAGUUUAUGAUUUUUAGAGCUAUCUGUUUUUCUUAAAAAAAUUUAUUGUGAUGUACAACUGUAGGCAAGCCCUCUCUAAGCAUUUGCGAGGUUUUAUAAUGAACCGUGAAAGCUGUAGCAUUACUGUUUUUACCCCAAAAUUGUAACAAGAGUAAAUUUACAAUAGCCGUAUCCACAGUGAAUAAAACCAUGUUAACAGCUAGGAGUAUAGUAACUCGUGUGUUAGAUCAAUAGUAGUGUACUUCAAAUUUGUAAUCUCUAUAAUAAAUAUAUUCAAAACAUUAAA